GUACUUGUGCGUUAUUCGACUUGAUUCGCCCUCACGUUAACGGUAGCAGUGUUAUGAGGGGAAGGGCAUGUCACAUGUAUAUCAGGAACCACAUGUAUAUCAAUAUACACCCUCCACAAUUAAAAACAUCUGUUGUAUUCUGUUGCGACUUAUUCAACUUGAUUGUGAUUAUGUAUUUGACAUGCCUCCAAAUUUCCCAGUGAUAGAGCAGGUAUUUUGUGUUUUCAUAAAAUUCCAAGGACAAUAUGGACAGUCCUUCAAAUCAUAUCAAGGCUGGCUGUGCAUAUACACCCUCCAAAAUGGAUGGGUGUAUAUGCACCUGCUGUGGCUAUGCACCAGGCUUAUACAUCCUCCAAAAAUCUUUCAGGUGGUUGUAUGCAUCAAGCAUAUGUGGAUUGCCAGUCUUGGAAGGCAGCAAGUGAAAGCAUGCAGAAUCCUGCACAAAAAAGCGCGAGCAUCCGGUGUCGGAGCGGAGGCCUCCAGACCAUGUCCUUGGUGGGUGAUCCGGCCACCACGUACUCUGUGUGCCUGGUGUGGGAUCCAGCUAGCCAUGGUCUAUAGCGACGCCACGUCCGAGAACCACAGUCUCGUGUCGGGACUGAACCCUUACGGCGGACCGGCCCACUACGAACUAACAAGACCUGGACCGCUCGCCUCGGCCACCUAUUAUGGCGUAAAUCAGACUCCAGCCAUGGCCGGGGACAGCGUAAACCACACAUUCUUCCUGGCCUGGCGUAAUUUGCACCUGAGCCGAGCCAAGUUGAAGGCUUCCAGUCGGACUUCGGCCCUGCUCUCCGGCUUCGCCAUGGUGGCGAUGGUGGAGGUACAGCUGAGCAAGAACAUCCCAACCGGCCUGCUGGUGGCGUUUGCCAUGUGCACCACGCUGCUGGUGGCCAUCCACAUGUUGGCGCUCAUGAUCUCUACCUGCAUCCUGCCGCACGUGGAGGCGGUCAGCAGCAUGCACGCCAUGUCGGCUGUCAACGAGUCGCCGCACGCCAAGAUGCACAUCUACAUCGAGAUGGCCUGGGUGUUCUCCACAGUUGUCGGGCUGAUGCUGUUCAUGGUGGAGAUCGCGCUGCUCUGCUGGGUCAAGUUCUUCGACGUGUCGCAAGAGGCGGCCUGGGCGUCGACGGCGCUGCUCGUGCCCAUCGUGUGCAUCUUCGCGCUGUUCGCGCUGCACUUCUACCGCAAGCUAGUAACGCACAAGUACGAGAUCACCGAGUCGGGAAUCCGAGAGCUGGAGAAGCUCAAGGGUCAGCUGGACCAGCCGGUGCCGGCGGCCAACACAGAGAGCACGUACGCGAACAGUGACCACAUCGUGUGAGGGUGGCGGGGACGGCCGGCGAGGCUGCCUAUACGCGGCGACGGCCUGUCGACGCCGACCCCCACCAUGUGAUAGCUCUGUAUCAAGACCGGAGCGCGACUGCUCGAAUCUCCAUGUUAAUCGUGAGGUGGUAUAGGAGUCGUCCGCUCUAUCAUCAAAUGAUCAGUCGCACGUGCAAUGCGAUCAGUAUUCAAAGAAUUCGAUCAUUUGGUAGAUUCAAGUGACUUCAAGGUGGUGCCGUCACCACUGUAAGGCUUUACAAGUAGUUAAUUGAUGGC
Pollicipes pollicipes is the source of this 1602-nucleotide messenger RNA. It is a transcript of the gene Orai, whose product is annotated as calcium release-activated calcium channel protein orai. The coding region runs from base 68 to 1324 and encodes 418 amino acids. Gene Ontology annotation, biological process: store-operated calcium entry. Gene Ontology annotation, molecular function: store-operated calcium channel activity. The transcript has 4 exons. The record is from RefSeq and is a predicted model, not a curated record. NCBI's taxonomy places the organism in Eukaryota, Metazoa, Arthropoda, Thecostraca, Pollicipedomorpha, Pollicipedidae. Gene Ontology annotation, cellular component: membrane.